AUGGAUGACCGUACUGCCCCAGAGAACUCCCCAACCCCACCACCACCGCCGCUGACACAGCCAAGGCGGGUGUUCGAUAUGGCGACAAGAACGGUCCCGCCGGCGGACAAGAAAAGGACGAAGACCGUUGGGCGAGCGACAACGGCGAACGGCAGAGGGGGCGACGGACAGGAGUACGAGGACGAUGUAUUCAGUGCACCGAGGCAGGUGCAGAGCGAAGGAAGGCCGAGGAGAAUGCUGAGUGAGUUACAACCAUUCACCAUCCGCGGAGGGCCCUCGACGGUGGCCGACGAGGAGGAAGACUCCGAAGAUGAGGAGAGGGGACCGGGCGACUCGACGCCGACCCCCUGGGAGAGGCGGAGGCCGUCGACAUCGUCCUCAGAGAAGCUCGUACAGGACCUUGAGGACCUUGCGGCUGCCGAGCAGGAGCACGAGGACGACCCGUACGAAGUCAGAAACAACUCGAUGUGUAAAGAUGAGGCAUACGCUACUGGGAUCACGAGCUGGGAGGACAUAGUCAGCGAGAGCACUCCGCAGAAGGAGGACGCUGAGGGGUUGAACGACAUGGGCAUCCUCGACCGCCUGUCGAAGGAAGGCCCGCCGAGCCCACAAAAGACGCGCCCGAACAAGAGGCUGCGUGUCCACUACUCCCCGGAAGAGCGGGUGAACGAAGGGGCCAGUGCGAUGCAAGCAGGACCGGGUGCGACGGGGAUGGAGGGGGUGGCAGCGAGCAACGCGAGCGCGAACGUCCCGCCGCCACCGCCGUACCUGGCGCAGCUCCCCCCGCAGCAACCGACGCACUACCACCAGGCGCCGCUGCCCCAACAACAGCAGAUGAUGCCCCAGGCGCCGCUCAUGCCGCGCGUGAACCAGCAGGCAGAGCACAACCAGCAGCAGCAGAUCCCGCAGCAGCAGGCGGAGCAGCAGGUGCAACUGCACCAGCAGCAGCCGCACCCACAGCAGCAGCAACUGCCGCAACCGCAGGGGCAGCACCCCAACCAGACGACGAAGGUCGCGAUCACGAUCAAUCAAGUCAAGGCAAAGCUGCUCGCGCUCGCGGAAGAACUGGCGGAGAAGGCGGGCAUCUCGGUCGAAGUCGCGUGGGGAGUGAUACUCGAUCAGCAAAAGGCGGCCGCGGAGCCCACGGCGAGGGCGGCAGGACAGGAGCUGCGCCCGCAGCUGAACAGGGCCCUGCAAGGCGAGCCGUCGAGGCGUCCGCUACGAGUCGAGGGGGAGCAGGCGCUGGGACAGCCUCCCCACCCAAUUCCGAGCGCGGCGAAGGCGGAAGAGCGACCGGCACAAGCGGAGCGGGCGCGGGCGAGCCACACGGAAGCGAGGCCGGGAUCGUCAGGCACCGUGCACCACGCCGUAGGAGCGGGAGAAGCGGCACUGGACCAGCGCACUCAGGACCCGAGAACCAGACUGCAGGCCGGAGAAGCGGCGGCGAUCGCUCGCCACAGACUGCCGAGUGAGGUCAGGUCGGAGGACGCGGGGGACGAGAUGGAGGUGGACCUGGUAGGAUCGCUCCGACGGGGCUCGGAAGACCCGAUGGGGACGUGCAGCGUGGCCGGGCUUCCUGGCCACAUCCCUGUCGAGGUGCUGGAAGCGGUGUGGAGGAACAGGAUGGACGUGAGGAUGAAGGACGAGGAGGAGGAGGAGAGAGUGCGGCGCGAGGACGAGAAGGAAGGAUACAGGAGGGCGCUCCGAGAACUAGGUGCCCUGACGGAGCCGCAGGAAGGAUGGCCCGCGAUCCACACGAGAGGGGCGUACGACAGAGUCCAUCACCUGCAGAGUGCCGCCUACGAGGAAUGGCUGGCAGCCGACGACGACGGCAAGAUGCUCAUCGAGAUGGCACGGCCCGGCGACCUAGACAACGACACAGUAGCAAGGUUCGCGGCUAAGCUGGAGCACGUACUACAGGGGACGUUCGGACAUAGCGAGUACACGCUGGCAGUCCCACCGCCGCGAAGGAUCGCUGCCGAGAACGAAGACUCGGACGAGAAGAACAACGACUACUCGACGGUGUUCCUAGUGUCGGGGGCGCCGCCGCUGGCCGUCGAAGUCUUCGUCGAGCUCUAUGCGAUCUGCACGGAGGAAGUGGCGUUCUGGGCCUUCAAAGGCGACAUGGAGGUCCCCAAGUACGUCGGCGCGCUGGACGGCUUCAUGCAGAACGGAGAGAACGCGGCUGCGAACGUCAUAAAGAAGCACCUCAAGAAAGAGACGCUGUUUACCUCGAUCCUGAACCUCGUCAAGGAGAACCCGAGGCUCAGCCAUAUGCACGGCAUGACCGCGACCCUCCACAUCAUCGGCACGGUGGCAGUCAAGCUAGUCAGAAAGGACCGCAGCGACGGAGGAUCACCGCUCAUUGCGCACCUCUACAUCGACCAGCCCACAGACAAUGGCCUCAAGUGGGACGAGUGGCACCAGAGCCUCCUGAAAUUCCCUCUCCCGGAGGCGUCCGGUCGACCGCUGACUCUGCGAGGACCGGUGCGUUGCGCAGAGUGCCAUGGCGUCGACCAUGUAGAGGACGAGUGUCGGUACAGGAACAUCACGGAGUGGAGGAAGAGGACAGAGAGCAUCGAGAGGAGGAUGGUGGAGAAGAAGCUGAAGGCAAAGGCGAGGGCAGAAGCAGCAGCGGCAAAGGCCCAAGGAGGAGUACGUCACCAGGACAACAGGCGCCUUGGGGGUGGGCAGUACGGGCCAUCCGGCCCUCCGCGCAGGAACCAGAUCGACAACAGGUGGAACAGAGGGGAGGGGCCGCCCUUCGGAACCCAGUUCCAGGGCAACUGGAACCAAGGGGGCCCGCCCAGAGCCAUGAGUGGCCAAGGGGGCCAAGGGAUGGGUGCCGGGCAAGCGACGCGUCCGCCGAGGCGGUAA
Messenger RNA from Trametes versicolor FP-101664 SS1, 2877 nucleotides. RefSeq lists its product as uncharacterized. The coding region runs from base 1 to 2877 and encodes 958 amino acids. Gene Ontology annotation, biological process: positive regulation of transcription by RNA polymerase II. The transcript is spliced from 2 exons. Lineage: Eukaryota; Fungi; Basidiomycota; Agaricomycetes; Polyporales; Polyporaceae. Gene Ontology annotation, molecular function: transcription coactivator activity. Gene Ontology annotation, cellular component: nucleus. The record is from RefSeq and is a predicted model, not a curated record.